Molecule: messenger RNA, 1014 nt
Organism: Sarcophilus harrisii (Tasmanian devil)
Lineage: Eukaryota; Metazoa; Chordata; Mammalia; Dasyuromorphia; Dasyuridae
Product: dual specificity protein phosphatase 13-like
Exons: 4
Coding region: 115-750 (211 amino acids)
Biological process (GO): negative regulation of MAPK cascade; protein dephosphorylation
Cellular component (GO): cytoplasm
Molecular function (GO): MAP kinase phosphatase activity; protein tyrosine/serine/threonine phosphatase activity
Source: RefSeq, a predicted model, not a curated record
UGGAACCCCAGCCCCCUGUUCCGAUCCCUACUGUUGAGUCCAGCACUGCCCUGGCCCCCAGAGCCUCCAGACUCAAGCCCUAGAUCAUGCUCUAGGGACACCACAAGGACAGCAAUGGGAUGCCCUCCCCUGUUUUCCAGGAUGGAUUCACUGCAGAGACAGGACCUGCGGAGGCCCAAGAUCCAUGGGGCAACCCGAGUUAGCACCCAGAAUCUUGUCCCCUACCAGACACCCACUUUGGCCUACUUGCAGCGCCUGCUGUGGAUUCGAAGGGCUUCCUCAAUGAGCCACAUCAAUGAGGUCUGGCCCAACCUCUACCUGGGAGACGCAUAUGCAGCCCGGGACAAGAGUAAGCUUUGUCAGCUGGGGAUCACCCACAUCGUGAAUGUGGCUGCCGGCAGGUUCCACGUCGACACGGGCGCCAAAUUCUACCGAGGGAUGCCCGUGGAAUACUAUGGCAUCGAGGCCGACGACAACCCCUUCUUCGACCUCAGCAUUUACUUCCUGCCUGCAGCGAGAUAUAUAAGAACUGCCCUCAGCAAUCAAGGCCGCAUAUUUGUGCACUGUGCCAUGGGAGUCAGCCGGUCUGCCACACUUGUCCUGGCAUACCUCAUGAUCUGUGAAAAUAUGACCCUGGUGGAGGCCAUUCAGACGGUGCAAACCCACCGAGAUAUUUGCCCAAACUCGGGUUUCCUCAGGCAGCUCCAAGUCCUGGACAGUCGGCUGGGGCGGGAGAUGGGGAGGCUCUGACUGGGCAGGUAGCUGGGAAUAGAGACCCCUUUAGGGUCUCCCCUUCCCACCUGCCUUGCAGAAGACUGGUAGCCCUCACUGUUUACAAAUGGACCCUGAGAUAUAGAUAUCAAGCAUGGGGGAAUCAGAAUGGAAGGGGCGGGAAAAGUUGAGAGUUGAUAUUUAACAGGUGAAUUUACUCAACUUGUUAAAAAAAAAGAUUCUUUAUGCAUAGAGGAAUUUGGUCUCAAUCUAUAAUAAAGAAUUAAUUCAUCAGACCAAAAA